Molecule: messenger RNA, 593 nt
Organism: Rhincodon typus (whale shark)
Lineage: Eukaryota; Metazoa; Chordata; Chondrichthyes; Orectolobiformes; Rhincodontidae
Product: protein SPO16 homolog
Exons: 5
Coding region: 1-507 (168 amino acids)
Biological process (GO): reciprocal meiotic recombination; synaptonemal complex assembly
Cellular component (GO): chromosome
Source: RefSeq, a predicted model, not a curated record
AUGGCGACGGGCGGCGCCGUUAUCGUCAGCAGCUCAUUUCAGCAUCAUGAAGUGAUUUCUUCUUUGUCUAAUCAGCAGCAACGAAUUAGGUUCUCUGAUUCUGUGAUACCUGGAUCAAUCAUUUUCCCACUUUCUGGUAUUGCUUUUAUUGUAAUGGAGAUCGAAUAUUUCUGCAAUAGUUCUCAAGAAACAAAGCUGAUGGAGCAAAUUGAACAAUUUGUUCACAUUCAUCGCAACAGUUUUUUGCUUUUGGCUGCUGCCCUUUAUGGUGUGAAAGAAUGGGAAAUACUAUUUAAAAUUCAACAAAGGUUUUUGGGUAGUAAUCUGAGAAUCAUCCCUGCACACAAUUCUGGUGAUAUGGUCAAGAGUAUGCUGACUAUAGCCAAGGUUACAUGUAAACCACACGUGGACAGUGUUCGUGACCGCAUCGCCAUGAUCAGAGCUCAGAUCAUAGAACAUAGUCCUGUUUGGGAGAUGCUUCACAAGCGACAGCUGAAUGAUGUGUAAAGUGAGCAAUUAUGAAUGUGAUGUUAUUACUGCACAGUGCUUUGUGGUCUAUAAAACUAUUUAGAACUAUUUUCAGUCAAUUAACU